This is a messenger RNA of Clarias gariepinus (North African catfish), 606 nucleotides long. RefSeq lists its product as uncharacterized. The transcript has 2 exons. The record is from RefSeq and is a predicted model, not a curated record. Bases 1 to 606 code for a protein of 201 amino acids. Lineage: Eukaryota; Metazoa; Chordata; Actinopteri; Siluriformes; Clariidae.
AUGGAGCAGACACGGCGGAGACCCGGGCCCCAGACAUCCAGAGGCCCCCCAGAGCACAAGAGUUCCAGGAGAACCACCACAGGGACAGCACCCCCACCUCGAAAGGGGCAGCGGAGAGCCCAGAGGGGGGCCAUCCAGCAGCCCCAGUGCAGACGCCCCAGGGGGCUGUGGCAACAGGACCGCAGGCUCCGCCGGCGGCCGUCCACUCCGAGGCAGUCCGGUCCCUGGGUCCAGAGAUCCCAGGGCCCCUCCACCCCCCAGCCGGUGCCCAGCCAAGCCAGGAGAGCCAGAUCCCGCCCAGUGACCGCCAGUGGAUACUCGCAGAUGGUAGAAAUAUACCCACCAGCUGAAGAGGCCCCCAGCUCCACCGAUGCGUCGAAGGUCCCUGCCCAGGGCCAGGCACCAGGGCAAGCACCAACCCACAUCCCGGCAGCACACCAGCCAGGACCCACGCCCCCCAGGCCCAGCAGGAACCCCAGCCCAGAGGCAGAGCGCCCCCAGGACCCCAAACCCCCCCGGACCUAUCUCGGAGCGGUACGGCCGCCAGGCCGGCAACCUACGUCCGCCGACAUGGGCCUCCCCAGCAGCGCCGCGUGCGGCAGCUAG